ACGCUGCACCAGCCCUUGUCACAGCAGGUCACACGUGAACCUUAAGCAAGUUCUGAGCUACCAGUUGUCUGUGAUGAACGGCCAACCCCCUCCUCUUGAUGUCGUGGUUGCCAAUGGCAUUGAGCAACCCAUUGUCCCUAAGAUCAUGAAGCACCAGUUAGGACCCAGCACCUGUUCUGGGGCCCCAGCGGAGGCUGUGCCACCUACCACAGCCAGAAGCAUUGCUGGGGUGUAUGUGGAAGCUUCCGGGCAGACCCGGAGCUUCUAUGCUGCCAUGAAGCAGGGCCUCCUGCCUACUGGGCUUGGGCUGGCUUUGCUCGAGGCCCAGGCAGCCACUGGAGGCCUUGUAGACCUUGCCCAGGGUCAGCUUCUUCCUGUGUCUGAGGCACUAAGGAGGGAUCUGGUGGGACUGGAGCUAAAGGAGAAAUUGUUGGCUGCCGAGCGUGCAGUUACUGGCUAUCCUGACCCUUAUGGAGGAGGAAAGCUGGCCCUCUUCCAGGCCAUCAGGAAGGAAGUUGUGGACAGGACCUCGGGGAUGAGAUGGCUGGAGGCACAAUUAGCUACUGGGGGCCUGGUAGACCCAACCCAAGGAGUGCAAGUGGCCCCAGAGGUAGCCUGCCAGCAGGGCCUUUUAGACAAGGAGACAUGGCUCAGCCUGGUGGAGUCAGAGCCCGGCAUGGGUGCCCCAGGUUUUUUUGACCCCAACACACUAGAACAGCUGCCAUACUGCAUGCUGUUGAGUAGGUGUGUGCAAGACCCCAGCUCAGGGCUGCCCCUGUUGCCCUUGAAGCCCACCUUUCGUACCCUGGGUGGCGCAGCCAGUGCGUCAGCGCUGCUGGAGGCCGGAGUACUAGAUGAGGAGACAGCUCAAGGCCUGCAGGAGGGCACACUGGUGGUGUCUGAUGUGGCCACACGCCCUGAGGUGCAGCGCUAUCUGGAGGGCACUGGAGGGUUGGCGGGGGUUGUCCUAUUACCUGGAGGCCACAAGAAGAGCUUCUUCCAAGCUACAGUUGAACACUUGCUCUCAAAGGGCAUUGCAGUGCAACUCUUAGAGGCUCAGGCAGGCACUCGCACCCUCAUGCACCCAGCCACGGGCCAGCCUCUGUGGGUAGAGGAGGCAGUCAGGGAGGGUGUUGUGGGCCCAGAACUCCACGAGCAGCUCCUGGUUGCAGAGCAGGCAGUGACCGGGUAUCAUGACCCUUUCAGCGGCUCCCGCAUCCCCCUUUUCCAGGCAAUGAAGAAGGAGCUUGUGGACAAGCCACUGGCUCUGCGCCUCCUGGAUGCCCAGCUGGCCACAGGUGGGCUUAUAUGCCCAGCUCGCAGGUUCCGGCUGCCCCUGGAGGCUGCCCUGCGCUUUGGCUGCCUGGAUGAAGAUACUCAGCAGCAUCUCUCUCAGGCGAUGAGCUUUUCAGAUCCCACCACACAUGAGAGUCUUCACUAUGAACAGCUGCUGGCCCUCUCUGUCACCGACCCAGAGACAGGGCUUGCUUUCCUGCCUCUCCCAGGAGAAGCCCAAGCAAAUGAGCCCCAGGGACCCGCAUUUAUUGAUCAUUGCACUCGGCAGGCCUUGAGCAAGGCCACAACCUCCAUCUCUGUAGGGAGGUUCCAGGGCCGGCCUGUAUCCCUCUGGGAAAUGCUCUUUUCUGAGGCAGUGCCCAUUAAACAGAGGGCAGUGCUUGCCCAACAGCACCAGAAGGGGGCCCUGUCAGUGGAGGAGCUGGCAGCUGAGCUGAAGGCCAUUGUCGAGAAGGCUGCAGCCACUACCAAAGUCACCUUUGCUGGGUUGAGAGACACUGUGACACCAGGAGAACUGUUGAAGGCUGAGAUAAUCAACCAGGACCUGUUUGAGCAGCUAGAACGUGGACAGACCUCAGCCCAGGAUGUGGGCAGCCUGGACUCAGUGCAGAGGUACCUGCAGGGCACAGGUUGCAUUGCAGGCCUGCUGCUGCCUGACUCCCAGGAACGCCUCCGUAUCUAUGAGGCCCGCAGCAAGGGGCUCCUCAGGCCUGGUACUGCCCUGAUUUUGCUUGAGGCCCAGGCUGCCACAGGCUUUAUCAUUGACCCCAAAGAGAACAAGAGAUACUCUGUGGAAGAGGCACUGAGGGCUGGCGUCAUUGGGCCUGACGUAUACGCAAAGCUGCUGUCGGCAGAACGUGCGGUCACUGGCUACACGGACCCCUACUCUGGGGAGCAGAUCUCUCUCUUCCAGGCCAUGCAGAAGGAACUCAUUGUCAAGAAUCAUGGCAUCCGCCUGCUGGAGGCUCAGAUCGCCACUGGUGGUAUCAUUGACCCUGUGCACAGCCACCGUGUACCUGUGGACGUGGCUUACCAGCGUGGCUACUUUGACCAGAUGCUGAACUCUAUCCUGUUGGACCCAUCUGAUGACACCAAGGGCUUCUUUGACCCCAACACACAUGAAAAUCUCACCUACCUGCAGCUUCUAGAGCGCUGUGUACAUGAGUCAGAGACAGGCCUGCACCUCCUGCCCCUUAGUGGUACACGACCCCAGCUGGUAGACAGCGCCACUCGGCAGGCCUUCCAGAGUCUACUGCUAUCCGUGAGAUAUGGACGAUUCCGGGGGCAGAGAGUUUCUGCAUGGGAGCUCAUUAACUCUGAAUACUUCCAAGAGGACCGGAGGAGGCAGCUACUGCAGCACUUUCGGCAGCGCAAGGUCACACUGGAGCAGGUCACUCAGCUGCUGGAGAAAGAGAUGAUGAGGUGGGCAGACAUCACAGUGCCUGCACUACAGGGCCAGGUCAGUGCCUACCAGCUCUUAGAGGCCCACAUCAUCAACCAGGAACUCCUAGACCAGGUGCUGACAGGGGCGGUCAGCCCAGAGUCCCUCCUUCACAUGGGUGAUGUUCGCAGGUACCUUCGGGGCUCAGGCACCGUGGGCGGUGUGCUGUUACAGCCCUCCAAUCAGCGACUCAGUCUCUACCAGGCCAUGAAGCAGAAGCUGCUGGCUCCUGGUGUGGCCCUGGCCUUGCUGGAGGCCCAGGCAGCCACUGGAGCCAUCACAGACCCCUGCAGUACGGAGAGCCUGACGGUAGACGAGGCUGUGUGCAGGGGAGUGGUGGGAGCAGACGUGUAUGGCAAGCUGAAACGAGCAGAGAGUUCUAUCACUGGCUACAGAGACCCCUUUUCUGGAGAAAAGGUGUCCCUGUUCAGGGCCAUGAAGAAGGGCCUUGUCCCGAAGGAGCAAGCAACCCGCCUAUUAGAGGCCCAGGUGUCCACAGGAGGAGUUGUUGAUCCCACAACCCGCCUCCACCUCCCCAUGCCUGUGGCAGUUCAGCGGGGCUGCAUUGAUCAAGAGAUGAAGGCGGCCUUGUCCAGCUCUCCUGAGACCUUUCCCACACCUGAUGGCCGGGGAUACACCAGCUAUGCCCAGCUUCUGGAGCAAUGUCUCCAGGACACAGCCUCUGGGAUUCACCUCCUGCCCCUGACAGAAGAUGCUCCCGCUAUCCCCAGUGACACUCAGAUCCAGGAGACCCUACAGGCAUCAGCUGGCACUGAGGAUGGCUUGUCCCUUUGGGAUCUGCUCACCUCUUGCCAUUUUACUGAGGAGCAGCGCAGGGGCUUCCUUGAGGAGGUAAGGGUUGGGAAGACUUCGGUACCACAGCUACAGGACACCGUGCGCAGCUGGGUGCACGCAGCAAAGCUCCUGGCCCGGGCCCGCAUCACCAUUCCAGGCCCACGGGGUGAGGUCCCUGCCAUUUGGCUACGAGAUGCUGGUAUUAUUACCCAAGAGACCCUGGAAGCAUUAGCCCAGGGCAUACAAUCACCGGCUGAAGUAGCCAAAGAGCCUGCUGUAAAGGCCUGCCUCUGGGGCACAGGUUGUGUGGCCGGUGUGCUUUUGCAGCCCUCGGGCACCAAGCUGAGCAUUGCUCAGGCUGUAAAGGAUGGCCUUCUGCCCACAGGACUGGGCCAGCAGCUGCUGGAGGCCCAGGUGGCAUCUGGCUUUCUUGUCAACCCGCUAACCAACCAGAGACUGUCAGUGGAGGGGGCGGUGAAGGCCGGCCUGGUGGGCAGGGAGCUGAGUGAACAGCUUCAGCAGGUGGAGAGGGCCGUCACAGGGUAUUCAGACCCUUACUCAGGUGGUUCCCUUUCUCUCUGGCAAGCCAUGGAGAAGGGGCUUGUGUCCAAGAGUGAAGCUUUUCCUCUCCUCCAAGUCCAGCUGGCCACGGGGGGUGUUGUGGACCCUGCCCAUGGAGUGCACCUGCCCCAGGCAGUGGCCUGCAAGCUUGGCCUUCUGGACGAGCAGACAAGCCAGGUGCUGACUGCCACUGAGAAUGAAAACAAGCUGUUCUUUGACCCCAACUCCCGCGAAAAGGUGACAUACCAGCAGCUCAAAGAACUCUGUGUGCUGGAUGCCGACACUGGCCUGUGGCUGCUACCACUGCCCCAGGACACUAUGCUUGAGGUGGAUGACCACACUGCGGUGGCACUGAGGGCUAUGAAGGUGCCCAUCAGCAUGGGGAGGUACAAAGGACACAGCGUGUCACUCUGGGACCUGCUACACUCUGAGUACGUUGGGACUGAAAAGCGGCGGGAGCUGGUGGCACUUUGUUGUUCUGGGCGGGCUGCUGCCCUGAGGCAGGUUAUCAAUAUGGUCACCACCUUGGUGGAGGCUGCAGAGAAGCAGCCCCCACAGGCCACCUUCAAAGGGCUCCGGAAGCAGGUAUCAGCUGGGGACUUGUUUAGGUCCCAGCUGAUCAACAAACAGACACUGGAUGAACUCAAUCAGGGGAAAAAGACAGUCCAGGAAGUGACAGAGAUGGACAGUGUAAGGAGGUCCCUGGAAGGAGGCAACUUCAUCGCUGGGGUCUUUAUUCAGGGUACAAAAGAGAAGAUGAGUAUCCCAGAGGCCUUGAGAAGGCACAUUCUGAGGCCAGGCACAGCGCUGGUGCUGAUGGAGGCGCAGGCAGCCACCGGUUUCAUCAUUGACCCUGUGGAGAACCGGAAGCUAACUGUAGAGCAGGCCUUCCAGGCUGGUAUGUUUGGUAAGGAAACCUAUAUGAAGCUCUUAUCAGCCGAGCGUGCUGUCACCGGUUACACAGACCCCUACACCGGGGAGCAGAUCUCCCUCUUCCAGGCCAUGCAGAGAGACCUCAUUGUCCGGGACCAUGGCAUCCGCCUGCUGGAGGCUCAGAUUGCCACGGGUGGCAUCAUCGACCCUGUACACAGCCAUCGUGUGCCUGUGGACGUGGCCUACCAGCGUGGCUACUUCAAUGAAGAGAUGAACCGCAUCUUGGCUGACCCGAGUGAUGACACUAAGGGUUUUUUUGACCCCAACACACAUGAGAACCUCACCUACCUGCAGCUGCUGGAGCGCUGUGUGGAGGACCCCGAGACAGGCCUGUACAUGCUGGAAAUUGUCAAGAAGGGAGAAACCUACACGUACAUUGAUGAGGCCACAAGGCAAGCUCUGAGAUCCAGAACUAUGCAGAUGUCCGUAGGCAAGUUUGCAGGCCAGACGGUGUCUGUGUGGGACCUGCUGUCUUCUCAGUACUUUACGGAAGGAAGGAGAAGAAAGCUCUUGCAAGAGUACAGAGCCCAGAACAUAGGCCUAGACAAACUGCUGGAGGUCAUCACCUCCACCGUGGAAGAAACAGAGAAGCAAAACCAAAACUUCAAGGUGGCAGGCAUCCACGGUGACGUGACUGCAGCAGAACUGUUCAACUCUGGGAUCCUUGAUAAGAAGACCCUGGAUGCGCUUCACAGUGGGGAGCGAGGGUGCCAGGAUCUCCGCCAGCUGGAGCAUGUCAACACCUACCUGGAAGGCAGCAGUUGCAUUGCUGGAGUGACCGCACCCCUCACCCAGGAGGUGAUGAGCUUCUACGAGGCCAGCAGAGAAGAGCUCAUCCCAGCAGGGUUUGCAGCUCAGUUGCUGGAGGCACAGGCUGCUACUGGGUACCUGAUGGAUCCCCGUACCCACCAGAGGCUGUGUGUGGAUGAGGCCGUAGCAGCUGGCCUGGUGGGUGAAGACCUGCGAGAAAGGCUUGUAAAUGCAGAAAAGGCAGCAAAGGGCUACAAAGACCCAGCCACAGGCGAGACUAUCCCACUGUUCCAAGCCAUGGAGAAGAAAUUAGUUAGGCGGGAGGAGGCCCUGAGGCUGUUGGAGGUGCAGGUGGCCACAGGCGGAGUCAUCGACCCAAGGCACCACCACCGAGUUCCCCUGGAAACAGCAUGCAAGCGUGGCUGUCUAAGCGAUGACACUGUUGUGCUGAUUGCUGAUCAGAGGCACAUGAGGAAAAGGUUUGUGGAUCCCAAUACACAAGAAAAGGUCACGUACCAGGAGCUUCAGGACAGGUGCCAGAGGGAGGAGAAGUCAGGCUGGGCACUGUUCCCAGUGGUUAAGGACAAAAAGGACAUGGAGUAUGUUGAUGAGGCCACUAAAAGGGCCCUGGAGGCAGAGCAGGUGGAAGUGACUGUGGGAAGGUACAGAGGCCAGAGGCGGUCUGUGUGGGAACUGCUGAACUCAGAGUACGUGUCGGAGGAGAAAAAGAUGGAACUGGUCAGGAUAUACAAAGGUGACACAGCCCGGGCACUGAAGAGAGUGGUAGAAGUUAUUCUACAAAUGAUUGCAGACAAAGAGGGAAAAAGCAGGCAACUAUGGUUCCGAGGACUACGAACUCAGGUCACAGCGGAGGAAUUGCUCAGCUCAGCCGUCAUCACCAAACAGACUCUGAAGGACCUGGAAGAAGGAAGAACUACAGUAGACCAGAUAGAAAGAAACGAAGACGUGAAAAGAUACCUCAAGGGCACCAGUUGCAUUGCAGGAGUCCUAGUGCCUGUCCAGGGAGAGCCUGGCCGUCAGGAGAAGAUGAGCAUCUAUCAGGCCAUGUGGAAGGGCGUGCUGAGGCCCGGCACAGCCCUGGUACUGCUGGAGGCCCAGGCGGCCACGGGCUUCAUCAUCGACCCAGUACACAACCGCAGACUGUCUGUGGAGGAGGCCGUGGCAGCAGGCGUGGUGGGUGGUGAGGUCCAAGAGAAGCUGCUGUCUGCUGAGCGUGCUGUCACCGGCUACACGGACCCCUACACUGGGGAGCAGAUCUCCCUCUUCCAGGCCAUGCAGAGGGACCUCAUUGUCAAGGACCAUGGCAUCCGCCUGCUGGAGGCCCAGAUUGCUACUGGUGGUAUAAUUGACCCUGUUCACAGCCACCGUGUGCCAGUAGACGUGGCCUACCAACGUGGCUACUUUGAUGAAGAGAUGAACAGCAUCUUGGCAGACCCUGGGGAUGACACCAAGGGCUUCUUUGACCCCAACACGCACGAGAACCUCACCUACCUGCAGCUGCUUCGUCGCUGUGUGCGGGACCCAGAGACUGGGUUCUACAUGCUGCAGCUGGCGGGAAAGGGCUCCAGUGUGCACCACCUGAGCGAGGAACUGAGACGUGCCCUCCGUGAUGCCAGAGUGACGCCAGGCACGGGCGACUACCAGGGCCAGAGCAUCUCUGUCUGGGAGCUUCUCUUCUACCGCGAGGUGCCCGAGAGCCUGCGCCAGGAUCUGCUGCGCAGGUACCAAGCUGGUGGGCUGACCGUUCAGGACGUGAGCACCAGCCUCCUCUCACUGCUGGCUCAGACUGAUGACAGUACUCCAUAUGUGAAUCUAGAGAAAGUCUUGGGCAAGGCUACCAUGAAAAUAAAGGUUGGCCAUCUCCGGGGAAACCAGGUACCUUUGUUGGAUGUGAUGUUGUCCAGCUAUGUUAGUGGCAAUACCAGAAAGGAGCUGAUGGGCCAGUUAAGCAGUGGGACACUAACUCUGCCCAAACUGACCCAAAGACUCACCACUAUCAUUGAGGAGGCAGAACACACACAGGAGGCUGAACAACUGAAAGACAGUGUGUCACACCAAAGGGAAACUGAAACAGAAAGAUCAGGGACCUCCCCAGACAAGAGCAAGAAGGACAAGGCUGAGACAGCCAGGCAGAACCAGGAACAAGCCCUGCGAGCUGCAACCAUGCGCCUGAACUGUGGGCAGUUCCAGGGUCAACCAGUUUCAGUGUGGCGAGUCCUGUUCUCCUCGUACCUAAGUGAGACCCGCAGAGAGGAGCUCCUCGCCCAGCACCUGGCUGGUUCCAUGGCUCUGCAGGACCUCAUCACCGUUCUCACUAAGAUCAUAGAAGACACUGAAGAACAACUCAGCAAAGUGUCCUUCCCUGGCCUAAGACAAACGGUUUCUGCAUCUGAGCUGCACACGUCUGGAAUAUUGGACAAAAAGAAGCUGCUGUCUGCUGAGCGUGCUGUCACCGGCUACACGGACCCCUACACUGGGGAGCAGAUCUCCCUCUUCCAGGCCAUGCAGAAGGAACUCAUUGUCAAGAAUCAUGGCAUCCGCCUGCUGGAGGCCCAGAUCGCUACUGGUGGUGUAAUUGACCCUGUUCACAGCCACCGUGUGCCCGUGGACGUGGCCUACAAACGUGGCUAUUUUGACGAGGAGAUGAACAGCAUCCUGGCAGAUCCUGGUGAUGAUACCAAGGGCUUCUUUGACCCUAACACACAUGAGAACCUCACAUACCUCCAGCUUUUGCAGAGAGCCAUUCCUGACCCUGAAACUGGAUUAUUGUUUCUCUCUCUUUCUAAGUGCUAAAUGUUUCUGAUUUUUUUUCUCUAAAAUACUGCAGUGUUUGCAUAGUCCUUCGUUUGGAUGUUGCUGUCUUUGUAUACUUUUUUACUCUUCUGAAUCAUGGUUUAAUUUUAGGUUAUUCUCAU
Molecule: messenger RNA, 8712 nt
Organism: Microtus ochrogaster (prairie vole)
Lineage: Eukaryota; Metazoa; Chordata; Mammalia; Rodentia; Cricetidae
Gene: Eppk1
Product: epiplakin 1
Exons: 3
Coding region: 74-8590 (2838 amino acids)
Biological process (GO): intermediate filament bundle assembly; wound healing
Cellular component (GO): cell junction; cytoplasm; cytoskeleton
Molecular function (GO): structural molecule activity; keratin filament binding
Source: RefSeq, a predicted model, not a curated record